Molecule: messenger RNA, 5952 nt
Organism: Chara braunii
Lineage: Eukaryota; Viridiplantae; Streptophyta; Charophyceae; Charales; Characeae
Source: the annotation of a GenBank genome assembly
GCGGGAGUGGGGCGCGGGAAUGGAGGCUGUCCGAGGAGGGAAAAGCGCAAAGGGUAGAGGCAGCCAUGGCGGGGGGUGCGUGGGGCGACCAGCCCAUCCACGUGGAAAUUGGGCGGCGAUGGAACGUCACUGGUGUUAGUAGGCUGUGAGGCGGGAGAGAAAGGUCUGGGGCAGCGGAGAAGAGGGGAGAGAAUGGGGCCGGGGUCCGAGACGAGGUCCCACCGGGAGGGAGGCGGUGGGGGGAGGAACAAGAAGGAUGGUGAUGGCUGCAGCAAUGGCGGGGGAUUUCUGAGCGACAGCGAUGGCGGGAAGCUUAGGCUUUUUGUAGGCGGUCUGCCUAAGGAUAUCCGACCGGAAGAGUUGAGGGAACGGUUUUCUUCGUUCGGUGUGAUCACGGACGCUGUCGUCAUUCCCGAGAAGAGAACUUACCCUAUCCCUUUGUCUUCUCUGGUGUUCUCGGCAUCUCCAUCCACUCAAACUGCCUCGCUAAUUCGUCCAUGCGCGUCAACAGCAGCCGGCAUCCAUGGCCGUCAAGAGCCUUCAGCAGCCAUCGCCGCCGGAUCGUCCUCCCCUGCUGCAGAUGGCCAAGCGGCUUCCAGGGUCGAGACAGCUCUGUGCAGAGGCUUCGGGUAUGUUGAGCUGAAGCCCAAGAGCGAAGCGAGCCUUCGUCAAUGCUUCAGCUUAUUCAAUGGGUGCAAGUGGCGGGGUGGUCAGUUGAAGGUGGAGAAGGCAAAGGAACAUUAUACGGAUCGUCUCCUUCGCGAAUGGGAGGCUGCUGCGAAACUUGCUGCGGAGGAAGAGGCAAAGAGUGAAGGGAGCUUGCUAGCUGCGGCGAAGCAGGAAACAGUUGAGGAUGGAGGGUCAGCAGGCGUGACCGGGGAGUCGAACAAAUUGCGCCCAUUUCCGUUUAGUGACCCAAGCUUCAGCCAUAAGCUUGUGGAGCUCAAGCCUCUGAAAAUUGCAUGGCAUCAUUGUUCUAAGAAAUUGAAGGUUGUCCCUGCUGCAGGAGGUCCGGGCACAGGCAAGCACAGACGGAGCUUUCCUCGUGUUGAAGCACUGCCUUUGGAACAGAUCCUGGAAGAAGCGGCCAUGGGAGGGAAGCGCAGGAAAGUGGAGGAGCUGGCAGAGCUUGAUAAUGCCGGAGCAGCUCAUCAGAAUGAUGUGGAUAGUAGAGCAGGUAAUCGCAGAAGGGGAAAUGCUGCGAAGGUCACGCCAAGUGGAAGAGGGGCCAUGGAGGAUCCUGACAUGACGACCCCUGUAAGAAAGGGGCCUAUUGUGGGAUUUAAACGGGUGCGACUUGAUCAAGACACUGAAGACUGUGAUCAUCCAAGGCCGGCAGGCCAGCAGGGGAUCGACCGAACCGGAAGAAUAGCUGGUACCGCGGAGCCAGCUAUGGCGCUGGGCAGGGAGGAGAGCAAGAAGCCUGCACGUCGGAUGUCCACCGGGUUUGUUCCUGUUGCUCGUUUCGAUCCAAGUGCAGAAGCGGGGCAGCAGUUGGGGGUGUUUGAUUCUUCGCUGAAGAAUCCAAGUGUUGUUCGUGAGAAGCAGUCCAGUUCGUGCCUGGGAGCAGCGGAGGAGAAAGUGGGGAGGCAAAAUGUAGAUGAUUCAAGGGGAAAGAGGGGGAGGUCUGUAGGAGAGCAGGUAAACAAGCCGUUGGAAGCGGAGGGCAAGCGUGCUAGAAAGCUAGAAGAACGUGCAGAGCGCCGAGUGAAAGUGUGGAGGGGAAGUGAAGAUGAGGAGGAUGAGCGUGAGGAUGACGAGGGUGGGUCGGAUGAGCUAGAUUAUGAUGAUAAGAUUGACGACAGUGAGGCUGACAUGCAGGAGCUCGAGGGUCUGAGUAGCUGGGAACGAGCUUUGGCUAUGGCUGCGGGCACCAAGGAGAUCUUGGGUAGUGCUGCGACUGUUGUGAGAGAGAAGCAGGUGAGGGAUGAUCCCGAAGGGCAUGAGAUGGAUGUGUUGGGAAAAGAGUUUGAGAAUGAAUUGGCAUCUCCCAAAAAUGGAAAAGGAAGCCAAUCACAGAAGCAAUCACAAAGCGGGGGACUCGAACACUUUGGUAGCAAUUCUGAUGAGAAGAAGGUUUCUAAGCGUAAGACAAUGGAAGAAAAGGGAGGGAAGAACUACAAUAGGUUAAAUGACAGAGGGGAUGAGGGUGGGGGCCAGGAUAACAAUGCAGAGGCAAAAGAGGCAAAAGGUAGUCUGAAGGCAUCUGGGUCAAAACACAAGGAGUCAGCAGUUAGUGACCAUUGGACAGAUGUGAAGAGGAAGGUUGAAGAGAUUGAGGAAACUGAGGAGUGCGAGCAAUUGCAUGGAUGCGUGAAGAAAGGCGGCGUGGUUGAUGAAAAAGAUCACGAACAGUGCAAGAAGAAGUCGAAAAAAGGGAAGGCCGACAGAGGCGGCAAAGUAGUCUCUGCCGGUGAGGAGGGUUGCCAGACAGAGGGGCUGGAGGUUGCAGCGAAGGAUGGAGAAGGGGAGAGUGUUUUGCGUCACGCUGAGACAGGAGCUUGUCAGGAAGUUGGUUCAGGAGCAGAAGUGGAUUUAUUGGAUGACGAAGGACGGAGGGACAAGAAGGGGAGGGAGAAAAAGAAGGACAAGAAAGCGAAAUUCCAUAGAGUGAUCGACGGAAUCGGGUCUGCAGAGGAGUGUGGUCAUUCCGAUGUUAAUGAAGCCACGUUGUUGGGAUCUGAAAAAGUGGAAGUGAACAAGCUAGACAAUGUGCAAGAGGAAAGCAAAAAGUUUGUGGGAUUAGAGGAGGGAACCGGGGGGGGAAUGAGUGGCAAUGACAAGAACAAGCAUGCGAGUGGAACUGAAAUGAAGAAAGAAUCAGGGAAGAUUGUGACACCGAUCAGCGCUGUGGUGACGUCAGCAUGGAAGUCCCUUGUGGAUGCAGAGGGGCGGGCAUCGUUCUCCCUCAGUGCAGUAUUGGGAGGCCAGAAGCUAGUUGCUGGCAGGUCUAAGUCGUCCACUUCUCCCAUUUCCUUGGGUACCGUAGGAUGUAGCUCGGCAGGUUUGAUGGAAAAGUCUGUCGGAGAUGAUCUGGUCAAAAUGGGGAUGAAAGAAACAAGCCAAGGUGCAGAUCACGCUAAAGGUAGCAGAGGAAAAGACACAAAGAAAAGAGGCAAAGGUAAAGGUCAGGACAAAGCUGAGGGGGUUGUGACGGAGGUUGAAGAUCGAGACCCAUACGCAAGUCCCAGGAAUGUCAGUGCGGGAAAGGAGGCGAAGUAUGAAGGAGAGGAAAGAGCGGAGACUGCUCCAGGGAUGGAGGUAGCAGACAAGUGUCAACCUGGGGAAGAAAUGGGUCCGAAGCGGACGAAUGACCAGAGAGCGAAAGGGAAGGAACGCAAGUGCGAGGGAAACGGAAAAGUAGGAGAGGGUAGCAGCACGGGCAAGGGGGCCGUGACGAACGUUGUCACAGUCAAAUCGUCGUGGAACGCCCUUGUCGAUGCAGAUGGAAGGGCAUCAUUUUCCCUGGGAGCAAUUCUUGCAGAUCAAGGUCCUGCGGUCCGGAAGGAAGAGUUUGCGCAGGAGAGGCAGCAGUGGAAACCUAGGCAAGGGAGUGGCAGUAUGUACGUCAAGGAUGGGGUUGGGGUUGGAGUAGGAAGUACAUCGGCACAAAGGUGUGGAGGCGAGCCUGGGCAUAAUAGGGAUGCUGGCGGUGAGAAGCAGAUGGACGAAAAGGUUAAGAAUGGGGAAGAAGAUGACGAAAGCAAGGCGAUCUCAGAUAAGAAGAUAGGCUUACCGAAUUCGACAGUUUGCUCGUUCAUGAGGGCGCCGAAUGCAGAAGAAGAAUGGCUUGCUAGCAAAACGAAAUUGCAGGAAGAUUUUAUGAAAAAACGCAAAGCUGCUGUGAAGUUCUCAAAGGCCAUGACUGGCAAGUGGAGCAGCGAACGGGGAUUUCGCUCAUUGCGAUAAAAAAGAUAUGUACAUUGGAAUGAUGAGGGUUUUCUUUGUGCAAGGUCAAGUUGAAUUAAUUUUCUGAGAGUUGUCACAGCAGGCUUCUUUUGGGAGUGUGUUUCUGCAUGGUCUGAGGUGAAAAUGUGCAUCAGUCAAUUUUCUGGUUGUAGGUUUGGGGCUGAUGGUUGUCUCAACUUCCCUCCAAUGGACAUGUUUCUACUCACAUCCAAAAGUUUUUCUGUUUUCGUUUCCGUUAUGGGAAGCAGCUCCAUUAUGUUGCGGAGAGGCACCUGACCUUCCCAGCCACCUUUAGGAGUAAAUCUAAAUGUCAUUUUGUUGCCGUGAACAAAAUUCAUAUGUGGUACUGUCCGAAUCUCACUCAGCACACUGCCUUGUCAAUGGGACAGUCGUCUGUUUUCCGUUUCUGUUCUGUGUCAGCUUUUUAAACCUUUAUCUUUGUGUGCGUGUGUGUGUGUGGGUGGGUGGGUGGGUGGGUGGGCGGGUGUGAUGUCCGGCAUAGACAACUUCACAAGAAAGCAUGACUGUGCCAGACUGUUUUGUCAGUCUUUUCAUCGACUCAUCAGGAGGGUGAACCGGGACAGUCUGCACAGGAUGCAUCUGAUUGAUGGAUAAGGACACAACUCGUCUCCCAGAGUUAGCAAUACCCCUGAGAAAAGUGGUUGGCUUUACUCGCACCAACCCUUGAUUGUGUGUGUGUGUGUGUGUGUGUGUGUGUGAGAGAGAGAGAGAGAGAAACAUGGUGUCCCGAGAGGUGUGUGUGUGAUGCUAGCUUGUGGCAGCUAAAACAUGGUGUCCCGAGAGGAUCAUGUCAAGCCACGUGUUGGAGAUGGUGGCCUAUGAAGCUUUUCGUGCCCACUGCAUCUGUCCCAGGCAAUGGGGGAAAUUAUCAGUUUGCUGGCUAUGGAUGAAUGUCACUAGUUUAUCAGCUAUGAAGGAACAUUUUUUGUUUUCAUGAAUUCAUUAGCAAGCACAUUGAGUUCGUUAGCAAGCAAGCAGUUAGCAGCCGAGGUCACAGGAAGAAUUCUCUCUCUCUCUCUCUCUCUCUCUCUCUCUCUCUCUCUCUCUGCCCCGCUGGUGUCCUGGAGAUUGGAAGCAAUAAAUGUGGUGGAGAUGUCUCUCUCUCUCUCUCUCUCUCUCUCUCUCUCUCUCUCUCUCUCUCUCUCUCUCUCUCUCUCUCUCUCUCUCUCUCUCUCUNCUCUCUCUCUCUCUCUCUCUCUUUCUGUGUGUGUGUGUCCCCUGCUGGUGUCCUUGGAUCAAGGAGAUGGGAAGCAAUUAAUGUGGUGGAGAUGUUCUUGUGACGGUUGUUCAUCUCAUCUUCUCUCUUGGUUCCAUUGACUUGUUAGCCUCUGUGAAUCUUGCUCCUUCGUUGGAUAGGAGUCCGGGGGUUCGGUUGCAGGGCUGCCAUGGGCAGGGGUGCGGGGGUCAAACCUUGGCUCAGCCCAAGGGGAUCGGCUCCCGGGGAUCUCCGGGUGACAAAACUGGAUAGGACUCUUUGACUGUUUAACAUUGUUUCUGUUUUCGUUUCAUCAUUAUGCUGUGUUGAUUAUCCUGCUUUGGACUCGUAGACGCUUCCUUGUCUGACGAUGUUUUUUUUUCGAGAUUAUAUCAUUGUAAUUCAGAAUGAUCUGUUCCUCUGAGCUAGGCUACGCUACGGGGAUCGGCUCCCGGGGAUCUUAACAGUUCAUGGGUGUUCCAGCUGAGCUAGGCCCGUCGUCACGGUUUUGUCUUGGUUAGCCUGCUCUACUGAAUCUCCAGUUCUUUAGUCGGAGUCGUUCACUGUCUCUCCCACUGUGAAUCUUCAGCUGAGUUCCGUCUGACCCUGUCUUAAGAAAUGGUGACCGUAUUUGGGGCAGCUUUCAGUCCCGAUGCGGCCGUUACUGCACCACGUACGGAAUUUGGAAAAUGGUGACCGUAUCUUGCGCGAGAGGAGCUGCGGAUUUGCAAUUUUUAGUCUUCAUUGAUUGGGCGUGUCCUCGGCAUCGGUACAAUAUUCUCAACAAGUGUGGACGACUCUGUUAUUGUUAUUUGAAUUUUGAACAG